AUGCUGAUCAGACUCGACCUGACCCGCCUUGCUCCUCCAUUUAAGCAGUUCCUUUGCCGCGUCGCUGCUCAGUCCGUACCUCACGUGUGGAGCCUGCUCCACCUGCGCGCCAUUGCGCCGGCGGCGCCGGCGCUGUCGGCCGUGCCGGGCUGCUGGGGCCAGCCCGGGCGCCACGCUGGCCCCAGCCCGCCUGCAGCAACGCGAGUACACAAUGGUGCCAGCAAGGAUGGCCGCAAUCGGGACGACGAGGCCGAUGACGCGCACGUACCGGCCUAUGACAAAACAAACGUGGGCUCGCAAGAUUUCUGUUUCGAGGGCGUGUCGCUUCUCGACCAGAGCUCCAACGCGAGGCUGGAGCAGAACGGGGGCCAGCCUACGUGA
This is a messenger RNA of Emiliania huxleyi CCMP1516, 381 nucleotides long. RefSeq lists its product as hypothetical. Lineage: Eukaryota; Haptophyta; Isochrysidales; Noelaerhabdaceae. The coding region runs from base 1 to 381 and encodes 126 amino acids. The record is from RefSeq and is a predicted model, not a curated record. The transcript is spliced from 3 exons.